AUGCUCACUAGAAUCGAACAAUUCGAGGAGCACGACGGACCAGUUCGAGGAAUUGCCUUUCACAGUCAGCAGCCCCUCUUUGUUUCUGGAGGAGACGAUUACAAAAUCAAGGUCUGGAACUACAAGCUCAAAAGAUGUCUCUUCACCUUGCUGGGUCACUUGGACUACAUCCGAACAGUUUCCUUCCACUCCGAGUUGCCCUGGAUUCUUUCGUGCUCGGACGAUCAGACAAUCCGAAUCUGGAAUUGGCAGAGUCGCUCUUGCGUCUCCGUCUUGACCGGACACAACCACUACGUUAUGUCUGCCCAGUUCCAUCCAACAGAAGAUCUCGUCGUCUCCGCCUCGCUCGAUCAGACCGUUCGAAUCUGGGACAUUUCCAACUUGAAAACGAAGAACAGCUCCGGCGCACCUGGCAUGUCCGGUCCAAGUGGUCCAGGAGGAUCCAACAGUGGCAACUCUCCUCAAUCGCUUGACCUCUUCUCCACCAGUGGUGCUCAGGUUAAAUCGGUGCUUGAAGGCCACGACCGAGGAGUCAACUGGGCCUCUUUCCAUCCUUCCAUGCCAUUGAUCGUCUCUGCUGCUGAUGAUCGACAGGUCAAACUGUGGCGAUACAACGAGACGAAAGCAUGGGAGCUCGACACUUGCCGUGGUCACUACAACAAUGUCUCCUGCUGCUUGUUCCAUCCUCGUCAGGAGCUCAUCCUCUCCUCAUCCGAAGAUAAGUCGAUUCGAGUCUGGGACGUGCAGAAGCGAACCGGUCUCCAUACCUUCCGUCGCGACCACGAUCGAUUCUGGAUCAUGUCUGCCCAUCCAACUCUCAACCUCUUUGCAGCUGGCCACGAUCAAGGUCUCAUCAUCUUCAAGCUUGAGCGUGAGCGCCCAGCUUACGCCAGCAACGGCAAUUUGGUCUACUACGUCAAGGACAAGUUCUUGCGACAGUUGGAUCUCACCACUUCCAAGGAUACGCCACUCAUGAUGCUCCGAGCUACCACUCAGAAGGCACCAGUCUAUUCCAUGAGCUACAAUGCGGCAGAGAACGCAGUCUUGCUCUGUACCCGAUCUUCCAACGUGGAAAACUCCACUUACGACCUGUACCAGGUUCCCAAGUCUUCGGACUCUUCGAACCCUGAUCAGCCAGAAGGCAAACGAUCAUCUGGAUUGACAGCCGUUUGGGUGGCCCGAAACCGAUUCGCUGUGAUCGACAGAACUCAUUCGAUCCAGAUCAAGAAUCUCAAGAACGAAGUCACAAAGAAAAUCCAGUUGAAUGGAGUGGACGAAAUCUUCCAGGCCGGCCCAGGACACUUGCUUCUUCGGGAUUCGGAAGGAAUCACGCUCUACGAUGUCCAACAGAAGCGAAACCUCGCUCAGGCUAAGAUCGGCAAGGUCAAAUACGUCAUCUGGUCGCCAGACAACUCCCAAGUCGCUCUUUUGGCCAAGAACCAGAUCCUCAUCUGCAAUAAAAAGCUCGAAACACUCGCCAAAAUCACCGAAAACCGCGUCAAAUCCGCCGCCUGGGACGAAAACGGCAUUCUCAUUUACACCACCGCUCAUCACAUCAAAUAUGCCCUUCCCAAUGGUGACCACGGAAUUAUCCGAACUCUGUACGUCCCGAUCUACAUCACCAAGGUCCAGGGUAGCAAGGUAUUCUGCUUGGAUCGAGAAGCACGCCCUAGAAUCCUCAACAUCGACCCUACCGAGUACAAGUUCAAACUCGCCCUUGUUCAACGUAAAUACGACGAGGUCCUCCAAAUGGUUCGUGGUGCCAAGCUCGUCGGCCAGUCUAUCAUCGCUUAUCUCAAAGAGAAGGGAUACCCAGAAGUCGCCCUUCACUUUGUCAAAGAUGACAAGACCCGGUUCGCACUUGCUCUCGAUUGCGGCAACAUCGAAGUUGCUCUGGAAGCGGCUCGAAGCCUUGACGAUAAGUCCUGUUGGGAGCGUCUUUCUGAAGCUGCCCUCCAGCAAGGAAACGUUGAAGUUGUUGAGCUCUGCUACCAGCGAACUAACAAUCUCAACAAGCUUUCAUUCUUGUAUCUUCUCAACGGCAAUCACGACAAGCUGAAGAAGAUGAUGAAGAUCUCUGCUGUCAAAGGAGACGUGUCUGGUCACUUCCAGACUUCCCUCUACCUCGGCGAUGUUGAAGAACGAAUCAACAUUCUCAAGGGUUGCGGACAGAAGUCGCUCGCUUACCUCACCGCCGCUACUCACGGUCUUUCCGAACAAGCUGAAGAAAUUAAGGAAGGCGUCCAAGGUGAACUUCCGACUCCACUUGAAGAUGCUGCGCUCCUUGUUCCACCACCAUGCAAGACCAAGGACAACGGAAACUGGCCGCUGCUGACCGUCUCCAAGGGCUUCUUCGAAGGUGCAAUCAAGAACAAGGGCGCUGGCAUUGCUGACGAUGUCAACGAUGAUGAUGACGAUGGCAGCGUCGGCUGGGGCAAUGAUAGUCUUAACUCUGAAGCGAGUGACGACGAAAUCGAAGCCAAAUCCGAGGAUGGCUCUGGUUGGGGCGGCGAUUCCGAUGACGACCUCGACAUUCCAGACGAUAUCGAUAUUGGACCAGAUCCAGUCGGCGACGGCAGUUACGUUCCACCAACCAAGGGUACCAGCCAGGCAAUCCACUGGGCCAACAACUCCCAGCUUGCUGGAGAUCACGUUGCUGCUGGCUCCUUCGAGUCUGCAUGUCGACUUCUUCACGAUCAGCUGGCAAUGGUUGAUUUCACUGAGAUGAAGCCUGUCUUUAUGCAGUGCUACGCCGGUGCUCGAUCCUCUUUCGUCGGUCUUCCAUCUCUCGUCCCUAUGACUGGCUUCCCUCAUCGCAACUGGCGAGAUGCUGGACCAAAGAAUGGACUUCCAAACAUUUCCAUCAAGCUCGAAACUUUGACUGACCGACUCCAGGAAGCUUACACUCUGACGACCAAGGGUAAGUUCCAGGAUGCCGUUGAUACCAUGCGUCGAGUGAUGCUCCUUGUUCCCUUGACCGUUGUCGACACCAAGAACAAAAUCGCCGAGGCCCAAGAGCUCAUCCGAAUCUGCCGUGAAUACAUCAUCGCUCUCUCAAUGGAAAUUGAACGAAAGACCCUGCCAAAGAGCGAGGCCAAGCGCUCUUGCGAAAUGGCUGCUUACAUGACGCACUGUCAACUGCAGCCCAAACACUUGAUCCUCUCCCUCAACACAGCGAUGACCCUUGCUUACAAGAUCAAAAACUUCAAGUCUGCCCACGCUUUUGCCAAGCGGUUAAUCGAGAUGGGACCCAAGCCCGAAGUCGCGCAAAAAGCUAGAAAGGUUCUCGCUGCUUGCGAAAAGAAUCUUUCCGACGAGGUCGCUCUCGAUUAUGAUCAGCAUAAUCCCUUCGACCUUUGCGCUGCAUCAUACACGCCAAUCUACAGAGGAAAGGCUGUGGUCAAGGACCCUCUCUCCGGAGCUUCAUACCUUCCAGAAUACAACGGACAAGUGUGUCGCGUCACCAAAGCCACGAAAAUCGGCGCCGAUGUUGUCGGUCUCCGCAUUAGCCCUAUUCAGUUCCGUUAA
Oikopleura dioica is the source of this 3528-nucleotide messenger RNA. The record is from the annotation of a GenBank genome assembly. NCBI's taxonomy places the organism in Eukaryota, Metazoa, Chordata, Appendicularia, Copelata, Oikopleuridae.